UACUCCUCUGAUACUUGAUACUACUAAAAAUCUAACUUUAGUUAGGAACUUUUUUUUUGUACUGACCUAUCAGUGGCUCAAUAUGGCUUUUGCCAUAUUGAAAAUGCAACCCUACUAGUACAAACAAACAUAAAUCAUCCUCUUCCACACUCACACCCCCAAAACCAGGAAAGAGGAAGGGGAAAUCCAUUUCAGCCAUGGAUCUUAUCCCUCAAUGCACAAAUCUCACCUCUUAGUUAAUUUUCUCAUGCCUCAAAAGCCUGGAAUUAAGAAAGUAUCUUAGCAAAAUGUCCAGAAGACCAACAGGCUGAAAUACUGACAUCUAUCUGUGCUUCUAAAACCUUACACAGAUGAGAGUCAAAAUGCUGCUUUUAGAAGCUUUGUUCUGGCACUCCCAUAUUCUUCUUCUUUCUUUCUUUGAGGAAAAGAUCCUGGAUUCAGUAAUGCCUCUUGUGAGUUUUUGAAAGAUUCGUUUUAGCUGAAAGGCUUGCUCACUGCAUUUUGUGAGGCGUAUUACAAGAGAGACCCUUCUUAUAAAUAUUGCCCUAGGAGAUGAGUGUGUUAUCUGGCCAGUAGUCUCCAGGCCACACUCUUGGGUGAGCAAAGAUGCAGUGACAAAUGAUGUCUGCAUAACAUGAGGUAGUGAAGGCUGGUCCAUAUGAACUAUAAUGAAUCCUCCAGUCUAUCUACUCUUCCAGUCCACUGAUUGAUAAAAGGAAUGAAACUCCGUAGGUUUCAAGAAAGGACUGUGUGGAGAAUGGGCCUGUAGAGAUUUUCAGAACUGCCUAGGCACCUAACUGCCAUUGACACCAAUAAGAAUUUGAGACUUCAAAACUCACUGAAGUGCUUGUUAAUACUUGGCACUCUAGGGCUUGCCAACACACAUCUGUUCGUGGUGGGGAGGGAGAACUUUUUUAAAAUUCUGCACCCCCUGAAGCAGUAUUUUGUGUGUGUGAGAUUAAUAGAAGAUGCCUUGUUUGCCAGCAUAUAGUUGCCAACUCAGGUUCUGAACUGUAAAGCAAAAACUGCUCUUUCACCCCUACUCAGUAGUCUUUGUCAAACUUACAAGUAACUUUAAAAAAAAAGUGUCUAGGGAAUCAUAUGGCGUUGCCAGGGUUACAGGUGGCUUUCUAAUAUGCUAUGACUCUUCUUCUUGCAGAACAGAAUUGGAAAAAUGAGCAGCGCAGCAGCUCCUUCUCAACUGAAGUCUAAAGGAAGCCUACCCCAGGUUCUUUCCCCAGUGAAACUUCAUUCUACCCUAGGUACUCAAUCUCCAGGACACCACAGUAUCAAGGUACUUACUAAUGCUGAAAUGAGCAGCCUUGGUUUGAAUCCUGAAGAUACGAUGCCUUUUACACCAGAAGCCAGCCAAACAUCUUGCAGACUCCUGCUGAACAGUACUCAAAUCACAGACAGCCCAAGAAUGAAUGCAACAUCUCAGGUGUCUGAACGAAGCUUGCAUGUCUCUAAUCUCUCUCCUAUUUCUCUUGAAAAGAAUGAUAGAGCACCAACCCGUUUUUUAGAUGAAAAUGUGCAACCAAGAAUGGAAUGGAUGAGCAAAACUGUCACACAAUCUCUGUUUCCGCCACUGAAAAGGAAAGUACUUGUAGAUGGGACAGAACAAAGUGAACAGGAAAAAACUGUGUCUAUUAAAGUGCCUGUUUCAAAGAGGUGCAGCUUCCAAACUAGUAUGUCUGAUGAUCCUCCUCUGAUGAUGAAACCAGAGACCAGCAAACAUCUCAGGCGCUCUCCUGGCCAGAUGUGUAUUUUGGAAAAUGGGCCAAAGGUGGCAAAGAGCAGGUUACCCCUCUCUGUCAAAUACUUUGGUCCUUCUCCUCUCAACAGUGACCAGAUAACUGAAACAUUAGGCAGCAAAACUGCAAAGCCUUCAAAAGGUUCUGAUGUCCCUGGAAAGGAAGCUGUUAAGAACACUGCAAAUGUACAAAGCCCUGUACACCCUCAUGGAACUCCUGUUAGGGAUACUAGCCACUCAUCUAUGGAUGGCCAUGAUGAGAACCUGAAAGAGUUGUGGGGGACAUUCAGUGAAAGCCAAGUGGUUCAACCUUCUGGCAAUGUGAGGCCAAUGUCUGAUGGUUCUUCAACCAUGGAUCUCUACUGUGAAAACAGGGGGAGCCGUGGCCAUGUGAAAGAACAGUGGAGGACCUCUUCCAAAGGAGGCUCUUCUGGAGAGAGCAGUGCCAUCAGUGUGGCAGUCAGGGUUAGGCCACUGACCCAAAGAGAACAGCAAGUUGGAACAAAAUGUGUUGUGUCCCUUUCUGGAAAGGAAAUACUGAUACAUCAUCCUCCUACAAACAGGCAGCUGACUUUCUCCUAUGACUAUUGCUUUGGGUCUCAGAAUCCAGAGGAUAAGGGAUAUGCCAGUCAAGAAGUAGUGUACUGUCUGUUGGCCCAGCCACUCCUAGACAAAGUCUUUGAAGGUUACAAUACUUGUUUAUUUGCUUAUGGACAAACUGGAUCUGGGAAAUCUUACACAAUGACAGGCUAUGCUGAUGAGGUGGGCAUAAUUCCACGAUUUUGCAAGGAAAUAUUCUGGAAAGUAAAUCUGACUCAACAAGAGGAGGUGAAACAUCGCAUUGAGCUGAGUUACUUUGAGGUAUACAAUGAACGGAUACAUGAUCUCUUAACAUCCUCCAAAGAUGCUAAUGCCAAGAAGAAAGCUCUGAAAGUACGAGAACAUCCAAUCCUUGGUCCUUAUGUAACUGGCCUUUCUACGUAUGUGGUUGGCUCUUUUGCAGAUGUGCAGACCUGGCUGGAACUUGGAAACAAGCAGCGAGCUACAGCAGCCACUAGCGUGAAUGAGAGAAGCUCCCGCUCUCACUCUGUGUUCAAACUGGUCGUGGCUCAGACGAAGAGGGAACACCUGGAGGGAGAAGCACAUGACCACAUGCUGGUGAGCCACGUGAAUUUGGUGGACCUCUCGGGAAGUGAGCGCUGCAAUCUGGCACAAACCAGUGGGCUGAGAACGCAGGAAGGUGCUAGUAUCAACAAGUCCCUGCUCACCCUCGGGAAGGUGAUCUCUGCACUAUCUGCAGUGUCCCAGUUCAAGAGAAAGUGCUUCAUCCCUUACAGAGACUCUGUCUUAACCUGGCUUUUGAAGGAGAGCCUGGGUGGUAACUCUAAGACAGCCAUGAUAGCCACCAUCAGCCCAACCGCUGCACACGUCGAGGAAACCUUGAGCACGCUGCGCUACGCCAGUCAAGCUCGCAGCAUUGUUAAUGUGGCCAAGGUCAAUGAGGAUUCCAAUGCAGUGCUGAUCAGAGAGCUGAAAGCUGAGAUUGAGAAGCUGAGAGCUGCCCAGCAGUGCAGUCAAGGGAUUGAUGUGCUGAAAUAUGAAGCUAGUCUCCGAGAAAUCCAGUAUCUGAAAGAACAACUUGCUGAACGGGAAAGAGAACUGGCAGAAUCACAGAAGUCCUGGCAGGAGAAACUGGCUUUAGCAGAACAACACAAGAGGGAAGAGGAGCAAGAACUGCAGAAAGCAGGAGUGUGCUUCAAAGUUGACAACUGUCUGCCAAACCUGGUAAAUCUAAACGAAGAUCCACAGCUCUCGGAGAUGCUUCUCUAUAUCCUCAAAGAGGGAGAAACCAGAGUGGGGAGUCUUCAUCCAGACUCUGAGCAUGACAUCCAGCUGACAGGAGCACUCAUUUCAGUGGACCACUGUGUCAUCACCAAUGUGCAAGGAGUGGUCACCUUAAGUCCUAUCCCAGAUGCCAGGGCCUUUGUGAAUGGAAACCUCCUAGUUGAGGCAGUCACCCUACACCAUGGGGACAGAGUGAUUCUUGGUGGGAACCAUUACUUCAGAUUCAAUCACCCAAUGGAGGUCAAGAAUGGGCGUCGUGCCUCUUUGAUGCCAGCAGGGGGAGCUGAUGGGCUGAGGGACUUUGAAUUUGCUAAAAAUGAGCUAGUUGAAGCUCAGAAGCAGAGAAUUGAAAUGGAGGUAGAGGAAGCCAGACUGCAGGCACAGAAGGAAAUGAUGGAAGAGCUUCAGAUGGCCAAGGAGCUGGCUCAGCAGGAGCUAUGGGCUCAAAGGCGACUUUAUGAGGAUCGCAUCAAACAGCUGGAAGAACAGCUGGCUCAGGAUACCCAGCAAAAACGCAGCAAGUUCCUGGACCUCCUUGAGCAGGAAAAAGAGAAGCUGGCUCGGGAGAUGGAGCUGCUACAGCAGACGCGUGCCGCCAAAGAACGGGAAAGGAAGAUUGUGUCUGCUGAGAACCAAGCUCAGUGGACAGCCCUCCAGCUUUCCAUAAUGCUGCAAGAAGUCAAUGUCAUUAGCAAGAGCUUAAACAAGCACACGCUCUUCAGCAGGUAUGACCUACCAGCUAUGAAUGGAGAACCCACAACUGUGUGCAUCCGAGUCACCAACACAAAAUUGGGAAUCUGCACUCUGUGGAAUCUAGAAAAAUUUGAGGAGAGGCUUGUCUCAAUGAGAGAAAUGUAUCAGGGAUCCUAUGAUGGCAACGGAGAUAGCCUCUUUUAUGAUCUGACUGGUACCUGGGAAGCAGUUGUGAAACCUCCAUCACCUAGCAGGGGCAGGAGUCCUCUCAGCCGUCAGACAUCGGGAAAGCUACUGGGGAAAGUGCCUCUGGACGCUCCCGUUCAAAAUGCCAGCUGUGCUGCUGUCUGCAAAGUGCUGAUCGAUUCAGCAAUGGAGGCUCUUGGAAAGGAGGAGGAAUCUGGCAGCCUCCUCUUAAAGAUGCUGCUGGAUCUGAACGCAGUACUAGACUCCAGUGCAGCCAUUGCUCAAGCCUGCGAACAGUGUGUCUACAACACUGCUAUGGUGUCUGAUGAUCGCAGCAUCCAGCCCCACUGCAUCAAGGUUUCUUCCGCAAUAGAUCAGCUAGCAAUCUGUGUCAGGCUUUUGGAGACCUGUGUUCCUGGUUCUGGUGCUCUGAAGGACCAUCUAGAGGCUGAAGUGAAGAAGCUUGGUGGGAAUGUUGCCUUCCUGCUGAACGGCUGUGAAUGUGAAAUUACAUCCAUGAUCCUGGAAUCCAAGGAGCAAAUUGAGCGGUCAGUGAUCGCUGUUGCUAACUGGCUCGGCCGGCUAAUGGUUGCUGUGGGGCCGGAAGCCAAUCUUGAACGAACUGAGUUCCUCCCAACCAAUGUGACUGAGGCAGUCACUGGAGGGGCAGAGAGCUAUAUUGGUAUGCAGAUUGAUAAGAACACAGAGGAACUCCUGGACCUGCAGCACCAGAACUUGUCUUCAGGAAAGCAGCUGGCAGAAGAAGUCAGAAGACCGCUCCUCUCAGUUGGAAGCUCUCUGCAGUGUUUUAUGGAGAAAUGCAAAAUAUUCUGGAGGGAAUUUGAAUCUCUCAAAAAACAGAAGUCAGAAAAACCUCCAAGUCUGAGUUUCCAAGAGCGUCUUUCCUGUUAUAAAACUUUAAGCUGUGACUUGAAUGCUCUCCAGGUGGCUUGGAAACAGGCCUCUGCACUUGCUUUGCAGUGUCUGAAAGCGGACCAGGACCCAGACCUAGCAAAGCUGAAGCAAGCCACAGAGACCUUCUCCAAAACUGCUGUGCUGCUUGCCAAGACUUUUGAUGCUUUGUGCAGCGCUGCUCAUGCCAAAUCUCCUCAUCAGUCAGUUUACCAACUGGCAGUGGUGACUAAGCAGACCGAAGCAGCUGCCUCCCAGAUCCAUUCUUCUGCUAAAGAUUUAUUGCAACUAGCGCAGAGACUGGGGUCUGAUAAUUGCCUUCGUUCGGGGCUGGAGGCCCUGAAGAACAAAAGGCAGUUGCCCAUGAAUCCAGGGCCUGACUCAAGCAUUCACUUACGAGGGAGGAGUGGGAACUAUGUGCGUGUUGCUGUAGCAAAGCUGAAUCAAGCAUUAAUCAAAAGAGAACCUCUCCCUUGA
Trachemys scripta elegans is the source of this 5866-nucleotide messenger RNA. RefSeq names its product kinesin-like protein KIF14. Gene Ontology annotation, biological process: microtubule-based movement. The transcript is spliced from 28 exons. Gene Ontology annotation, molecular function: microtubule motor activity; ATP binding; microtubule binding. The coding region runs from base 1175 to 5866 and encodes 1563 amino acids. The record is from RefSeq and is a predicted model, not a curated record. NCBI's taxonomy places the organism in Eukaryota, Metazoa, Chordata, Testudines, Emydidae.